Messenger RNA from Symbiodinium sp. CCMP2456, 1653 nucleotides. Lineage: Eukaryota; Dinophyceae; Suessiales; Symbiodiniaceae. The record is from the annotation of a GenBank genome assembly.
AUGGCGGACGUCAUCCCUCCGCAGGAGAGCUACAUUCGCCGGCCCAAGGAGGUGCGAGCGCACCUCCAGAAAUCACGGGCCCAACGCAGCCGCAACUUUGCCGUGGUGGACAGCACUGGAUCAUGGAUGGAGCGCUGGCGAAACCAAUUCGACGCCUUGGCCAUUCCGUUCCUGAGGUCGCACGAGAUGAUGCACCCGGAUGCUUUCGACCAUUCCACGCUGUCCGUCUGGGCGGCCGCUAAGAGCCGCAACGACUUCCUGUUCCUGGAGAACUUACCUAAGGACAAGGCUUAUCAUGGCCCCUUUGUGUUGCCUUCGAACCGGAUGAUGCUCGACUUUUGCCGGGAUCUGGUGAAGUUGGGCGGUCUGGACAAGCGCAUUUGGCCUGCUCAUGCAGAGUCGAUGCGGCCAUCGGCUUGUGGUUCAGGCAUAGAAGUGUCACUCCGAACAGCUGGGGACACUCUGCAAACUGUUCUUGCGAACCACGUGGUCGUCGCACGGGGCCCUACCUGGCGUCGCCAGUGGCCCGCCUUUUACAAACUCUUGGAUGCCGCCGCACUGGCUGAGAUCCGACAUACCUGGGACCUCUUCGACAAGCCUGAGCAGGUCGCUGCCCUGCGAGGCAGAGGUAUCAUCGUUGGUGGUGGCUUGUCCUCGGCACAUCUAUGCACACAGCUUGCAGGUCGCGGCCACAUAGAUUUGCUGAUCCGCAGGGAACGAAAAGUCAAGCAGUACGAUCUUGGCUUGUCGUGGAUGGGGUGGAAGCGACGGGAACAGCGACGAGAAUACGAGCAAGCUUCGAUUGAGGAGCGCUUGGCCAAAAACCGAGCUGCCCGUGAUGGUGGAUCCGUUUCGCCUGAACUGGAUGCGGAAGUGUCGCAGCUGGAGGCGAAGGGGUUAGUUGCGGUCCAUGAGUGGACGGAGAUAGCGACUGCAUCCUUCGAUGGUUCUUGGACGGUGGCCCUCAGCACCGGCGAUGUGAUGGAGGCGGAUUAUCUCAUCUGCGCUACCGGUGCGCUCGUGGAUGCUGCGACAGAUCCACUGCUUUCAGGGUUGCAAGAGGUCCACCCUCUGCCCAUGCAUGGGGGCCUACCGGCCGUCACUUACAAUCUUCAAUGGGGCAAACUGCCAGUGUAUCUGAUGGGCAACCUCGCGGCGCUGGAGUUGGGGCCCGACGCCGUCAACAUGACUGGCGCAGCUCGUGGUGAUUCCUUGAUGGGCCACGGAGCUCUUGCACAUGCUGGCCAACUUAGAGGUCGACUGCUGUGUUCGCUCCACGACGAAUGCUUCGGCUACAGCCGGGACGGGCCCCUGCAAGGAAUGAAUCCACGGGCAUGCUUGCUGUGGACUCAGUCAGGCCUUACAGGCCACGGACACGGAGGCGGCCUUUGGAGCUGCGCGACGAAGAUCUUGGCCGCCGAGCCACGGAAUUGCACCUCUUCGGCGCCGGUGAUGAAGGAUGGCAUCCCCGUGGAGAUGGCCCCAGAGAUCUGGUGUGGCUGCUCCGGCGCUUUUUCGAGGGGCCCUUGGGGCCUCGUGUCCGUGAUUGCGGAGCAGUUUGCCACCUUUUACUGCGAGUUGGGCAUGAUAGCACCGAUGCUGUCAUGGGCUGAGCAUUGCUCCGGCCCAGAAUGCGGAUGUAGUGUAGAGUAG